Messenger RNA from Rhododendron vialii, 1516 nucleotides. Its product is annotated as F-box/FBD/LRR-repeat protein At1g13570-like. The record is from RefSeq and is a predicted model, not a curated record. The transcript has 3 exons. Bases 541 to 1296 code for a protein of 251 amino acids. NCBI's taxonomy places the organism in Eukaryota, Viridiplantae, Streptophyta, Magnoliopsida, Ericales, Ericaceae.
CCUUUUGAAGACGAGACAAACUGAGUACCUGAAGACCAUCACCUUGUUGGAUAAAAUACAAAUCAUAAGCUUCCACCGUUGAUACAAUUCGAAGAAAAAGAGAUAAAAAGAUAAACUAUAGCUUGAGAUGAAUGAGCUUGACGGGAUCAAGAUUCGGAGGAAAAAGCUUAAGCGGAUUUGCAGUCCAAUGCAAGAUCGAAUAAGUAAUUUACCUUGGAACACAUUAGAUUGCAUUCUUUGCCACCUCCCAAUACGUGAUGCUGUGAGGACAAGCCUAUUAUCAAAAAGUUGGAGAUACAAAUGGGUUACCCUUUCCAAGCUUGUAUUUAAUUAUCGCAGUGGAAACUUGGAAGACAUUCUUGGGAAUAUGAGGUAGUGAACUUUGUGUAUCGGGUCCUCUUGGCUCAUUGUGGCCAAAUAGACGAGUUCAAGCUUUCAACUUAUAACAGUAUAAGUUCCUCUGAUCUUGAUCAUUGGAUAAGUCAUCUUACAAAGAAGGAUAUCAGAAGGUUAAGUCUCAUUUGUGGCGUUGAUCUAGAAAUGUACGAGUUACCUCCUUGUAUAUUCUCUUGUCAGCAAAUAACUCACUUGUGCAUCAACCACUGUUUGCUGAAGCCUCCUCUCGAAUUCAAAGGUUUUAACUGUCUUGUGAGCCUUAAUCUCGAGAGCUUUUCCAUUGAUACCAUAGAACUUGAAAGGUUGAUUCGCAGCUGCCCAGUUCUUGAGAGAUUGGUGCUAACUAAUAUUCUCUCUCUGCCUCUGUUUAAGGUCUAUGGUCCAAAUCUCAAGUACUUGUGUCUGGAGGGAAACUUUGGUGAUAUCCACCUUGAGAAUUGUUCACUUCUCACUGGCAUCUCCUUCCAGAUGACCUCAGACGGGUUGGAAAGUCACCAAGAGUUCGAGGAAGGAUCGGCUUAUAGAUUGAUCCAAGCUCUUGGUUGCCUUUGCGGUCUUCGUCGUCUAACUUUUUCUUGUGUAUUUCUCAAGGCUUGCAAUGAUGUGCACAUAACCCACCGACCUAUAAAUUUUCUGGACAAACUUCAAGCGAAUUGCUAUUUCAAUGCUCUCCGUGUUGUGGAGAUAAAACUACACGGGUACAACAGCGAGCAGAAUUCUAUCCCUUGCUGGAGAUUGGAGUUGGAGGUCAUCAAGUUCUUGCUUUCUCGUUCUCCAAUACUUGAGAAGAUGAUAAUCCAAAUGUUUGGACAAGGAAUUCAACUGCAUAGACUCUUUAUGGGAGAGUUGCUGGAAUUUGAAAGGGCCUCACCAAGAGUGGUUAUCACAUUCUUUCCUUGAAAUUUACUCCCCUCGCUUCAUCUGUCCUUCUCUGCAGUGUCGGUAGCAAUGUUGAAGCAGGGACUCAAUUUAGGUAAGAAAUUUCUCUCACAUCUCCUGAUGAUAUUCCAGUAAUCUUUAAUAUCAUAAAUGUUGAUAUACUUUCAGUUGGGAUAGGGAAUGAAGUUCUCGUGACCCAUUAAUUGAAAGCUUGGAUAUAUCUUACGCCAUUGACGUUCAA